Messenger RNA from Bemisia tabaci, 6374 nucleotides. It is a transcript of the gene IntS1, whose product is annotated as integrator complex subunit 1. Gene Ontology annotation, cellular component: integrator complex. The record is from RefSeq and is a predicted model, not a curated record. NCBI's taxonomy places the organism in Eukaryota, Metazoa, Arthropoda, Insecta, Hemiptera, Aleyrodidae. Gene Ontology annotation, biological process: U2 snRNA 3'-end processing.
CCUCAAAAAGUGGACUAUGUAAACAACCAGUCGAACCGACUCUCACCGCCUUUGCUUUUUUAUUUUAAAAAUAUGUUAUACCAACUCAAAGUGACUUUUUUGCUAUCUUAGUAGUGUUUCCUUAAGCCUCAUUGUGUAGUCCUAAAUUCUGGAUUCUGAACGCGGUUUCAAAGUUUUUCCUGGCCAACGGUAGAGCGGUUUGCUAGCCUCUCCUUCCACUCAUGGGUAGCAUUUAUGACUGACAACUUUUAGCAAUGGAUCGAGGAAAGACAACUAGCGGUAGAGGGAAGAGCAAAACGCCGCAAUUCCCUGCCGAUUUAUAUGUUUUGGGCUCAAAAUCUGGAAACUCAGGAGAAGUUAAACAUACAACUCUUACUUCAAAACCUGGGACAAGUCACACUGUACCGAAUGAAAGGAAACGAGAAGCUGCUCCAACCUUGGGAAAUGCAGCAAAAAAACCAAAACUGAAAACAACUGCAGGUAGCAGUGCUGCUGAACUUUGGGAUGUGCUAGCAAUAGACAUAGAUCCUGUACAGAUUGUUCCAGCCGUAAUUGAGGCAGCCGAGAAUGAUGAAGCAGAUAAAGUGAUUGGAUUCCUCUGUGGCGCAGCACGGGCCCUGAAGCUAGCUAGGAGUAAACCAACUGUGGAUCCGAUCCUCACCAAUAGUCUACUGUUACUGUCAAGAACUCGCCGAUCUUUGUUCCUACACGAAUGUGUAACAAGUGCGUUCACAUCGCUUCUUCACCGUGACCCCAACACACCACCAAAAAGUAGAAGUUGGACUACAGUUCAAGUUAUUUCUGCAACUGUUCUUUGGUGUGUGUAUCAAGAAUCCAAAAAGUGGCCUGUAUCAUUCGUAAAAUACUACAUUGAAGAUGCUCUUGGAGAUAGGGUGUGGGUGGACCGACCCGAAUGUCGUCCUUUUGUCGCCAACAUAGUCGCUUGUCUCAAUACUAAAGUUUCACCAAAGAUAGAGACUGAAUUUCCUCUAGAUGAACCAGAAUUAAACCCACAAAUUGAUGCCAUGUUUUCUUCAAAUGACUAUCAAGUCAUGCCCAGGUAUUCAAGUAAUCAAGAUCUAGUAGAAUCAACUGCCGUUGAAGUCAUCAGGGAUCAGCUGAAUCGGCGGCAAGGUGUGGAAAAUAUGACUCGAAAUGUCAUCAAGCUUCUAUCAGCAGCUUGUGGAUUAGCCGAGGUAAGAGCAAUGGUUGCUCCUCGCCUUGAAGUUUGGCUCCAGAAUCCGAAGUUGAUGCGUGGAGCACAAGAACUUUUAAUGGCUGUCUGCGUGAACUGCACCACUCACACUGUGAAAGAUGUUGAAGUUAUUUCAGGGCUGGUGAAGACACGGCUCAAAACAAAGGCAUUGAGUUCUUUUUAUACUCAGGGCAUCCGAGAAAUGGUAAACGCUCACCCAGAUAACUUGUCAACAGCCAUUAAAAAUACGGUGUACAAUGAACUAUCAAAUUCAAGGAAUCCCAAUAAUAUGGCAAUUUUAACAGCAAUUUUCCAAUCAGACUCAGAUAAAUCAUCAGCGUUACUUGCUGAGAUCUUUAUGGAAUUACUCACCAAUCGAGAAGAUUAUCUUCGAAACUUGCGUGUUCUUUUACGGGAAGUGUCACGUGCCCUUCGUUCAGACCUUAAUUUGGCUGUUUUCUGCCGCAGUCUGAUGAGCCAAGAAGACCCAGUUCCACAAGGAUGUGACUAUGCGGAGCGUGUUUUUGCAGGGAUUAUAGAUCUCAUUUCGCUCUGCAUUCUCCUUUGCAUUGGGCCUCAAGCCCGUGGUGAGAAGAAGGAUUCUGUUCAGAUUGACAAGAUGCAUCUACUUGUCGCUACAAUGCAGUGUGAUACUGUUCACUGGCUGCAUGAUACUGCAGUAAGUGUUUAUCGACCGUCAACCCAAGAAUUUAUUCAAGCGAUCCACAAGGUCUUACUCAUGGCUCCACCAGAGCAUUACUACAAAAUUGAUAUGUGGCCGCUAGAAAGUGAGCGGGCACUUUAUUUAAGACUAGCCUCAGAAGUACCGCUGUCGCAGGCAACUCUUAUUAGGCUCCUCAUCAUUGGUCUUUCAAAAGAACACCCACUUUCAGCUGUUGAUACCUUAGAGCUUGCUGAACAACUGGUCAAGCGCACUGCAGCCCUUCCUGGUGCACCAAAACUUCAGGCGGACAAACUUGAGAUACUGGACCUAUUAUUUAAUCUGAGCGCCUACCGCCAUCCAGAAAAUAUUGAUCUCCCAGAAGGAUACACACCACCUCCUUUGGCAAUAACAACCAAUUACUGGAAAGCUUGGAUUAUUCUGCUCUUUUACUGUGCUCAUAAUCCUGGGACGUUUGGCGCACAUGCGUGGGAAAAGUAUCCCACUCUACGCGCUCUUAUUGAAAUGUGCAUAACAAAUCACUUUGUAUUCCCAUCUAACACGGAUGAUCUUCAGUUUUUAGCCUUGGAGAAACAAAAUAUUUUGGAAUUCGAAUCUCACCUUGCUGCUGCGUCAACUAAGGCUGUCAUAACGGAGCAAAGCAGUUUAUUACUUAGCCAACUGACAACACUUGAUCCAUUUGGAUUGACAAGAAAACCACCGCCAGCCAUAAUUGAGUAUUUACGCAGCUUGAACACUACGCACCGUCUUGGUCAUUAUUUGUGCCGCUCCAGGAAUCCAGACUUUUUGUUAGACAUCAUCCAAAGACAUGGAACCUCCCAGUCAAUGCCAUGGUUGGCAGAUCUUGUCCACAGCUCCGACGGAUCUCUUGAUCACCUACCUGUUCAGUGCCUGUGCGAAUUUCUGCUGAGCAGUAGUCCGAAGCAGCAGACAAAAUUCCAGCAACUUUUAACUCACCUACAAUCUCAAUUAACUGAUCCUGCCCGCGAUCCGGUAUUAGUCUCAGAAAUUCUGGACUACUUCCUCCGCAGGCUCAGCACAUCUCACACAAGGACGCAUGCCAUCUCUGGUUUGAAAUUAAUUUUGUCGGCAACCUCAGAUGAUGAUAUGAUCGACAAUGAGAAAAGGACAAGCGUCCAAGAAGAUGCACUGUGGACCCUCAAAGUAUUACCCAAUCUACCACACUUUGCCAUCGCAAAAGGACAGAUUGUCAAUGCAAUAGCCCAGGCGUGUCAGGUGGAAAAUGAUCCAAGCUUGAUCGCAAUUUAUAUUUCAUUUUUGUCGGUUCAUGGUAUCACUUUGGAAACUUUGCCUGCUCUGGCUCUUGAAAUGGCCACCCUCAUUGUCGAGCGGAACAUAAUAUCCGCCGCUCUUUUGCCAAGCGGACCUGCCUCUCCACCCACUCCUACGCUGAGUAAUUUACUCAGCAUAUUCUAUAUUUUCCUCAACAAGGCCCAAGCAGAAGAAGAGCUGUGCUUCAGCUGGGAUGACAGCACUGAUCAGAGUCAAGAAAUUAUGAUCAAGUGGCCAACAGGCGAAGAGUGCACGCUGCAUGUACUGAUAGUUCAUGCUAUCGUCAUUCUCCUUACAUAUGGAGUACCUCCUGUUACCAAUGAAAGUGCUUACAACAAACUCCACUACAACUACCUUCUUGAUCUCUGGUUCCCAGCGAAUCCGCAACACCGACCAACUGCUGUCAUGAUUGACACAUGUGAAGACUAUGAGUUAAUUCCAGAUUGGCUGAAGCUUCGCAUGAUUCGCUCACCUGUGGCCAGAAUAGUAGACACAGCCUUAGAUAAACUUGGCCCCACUCAGUUGGUGCUCUUUAUCCAAUCCUUUGGGGUUCCUGUCGAAACCAUGAGUAAAUUGCUGCAAAAACUUGAUCAAAGUGUGAUGACAAACCAAGCAGACAUCGAAGCAGCCAUGAUUGACAAAUCGUACAUGGCUAAAUUGUUAGAUUUGCAGAGUAUGCGUGGAGCAGUUGGCGGUAAAAUAUUUGCGCAGCUCCUAGAAGCACCUGGGCAAUCAGUCAACCCAGCAGAUUUAGUCACACCAAUGGAACUGUCUUUACCAGCUCCUCAAAUAGCUGACAAGGAAGCCGUCAAACUUCUCAACCCCAUUGAGGGUCCAGCCUUGGUAGAGCAAAAGUACCUCGCAACGGAGGAACAAAAAAUUAUGUUGAAACCUUUUGUCUCUCGAUUCUUCAAGACGCUGUCCUACGAGAUGAAAAGGACAAAAAUAACGAAUCAGACAACCAUCUUUGUGAAAGAAAUUCUCGUCAUGCUGAUGAAAAAGUGCUCUAAAGUGAAAUCCUUUAUUGGGGCAAUCAUAAGAGAACAGCAGUUCUCAUGCUGUUUGUUUCGUAUCCUGGGGUCCACGAUGACCAAAGAUGGCCUGGCAAUGUUGGAACUUAUCGCCAAGAUGGUCCUCGACGGACUCACAGCCAUGAAAGUUACCAAACACCCUCUCAUCAAUAUUUUGCACCAAAUCCGGAAGAGCAAUAGUGUCUCGCGAGUAGGCAAGAAAAACGUUUCGCUAGAGGACUCAAUUCAAGAGCUAAAAAUGCAUUCCUCAUAUCACCUGGAGAAAAUCGGUCGCGACCUACUUUGCUCUGAGACAUUACAAUAUCAAGACAGCACCCCUCUUGUGGAGGCAAUCAGCAAUCUUUUAACAGAAAUGAAGACUCAUCAUGUUGGCAGCACAGGGCUCUUUGUUGACUGGCUAGUUCAAAUUGAGCCAGAAAUAAUCGGCACUUCUCACGGUUUGCAGAUGGGGUUACUAUUUGCAAGGAGAGAUGAAUCAAAACCUCUUGCUGUUGAAAUGUGUCGGCCGUACCUAUUAACCCUACUCGUUCACAACGCAAGCUGGGCAACUCUUCACUACAGCAUGUCUCAGCUACUGUCCAUUGACUCUGCGCAAAAGUUUGAUCCAACAGCUGUCCUAGAUUUUUUGUGGGCAUUAACUUACAACCCCAAGUUGUGGCAAGGGAGGGAAAGGUACACUCCUAAGCAUAAAGUAACAGAAAACUUACUUCGCUUGACACCAAACCAGGUGCUAUGCGUUGUGGAGUACAUAGUUGCAGAAGGUGCAUCUAAAAAGGAUCCUGUGGAAAUGAAAGAAAAAAUGAAUUCCCGUCUCUCGCAACUCUCUGAUUGUAUUUGUUGUACAGAUUUAAACAUAGCCAUCAAAUUAAUGGACCAUCUCACAUUAAAAGCGUCCCACUUGGAAGAGUCAAAAAGAGAAGUUUACUCAGAGCUCAUUGUCUUGAUGUAUUUAAGAGUUCCUCAACUUAGUAACUUCAUUAAUGAUAACAAUCCAUUAAACCAACAUUUAGCAGAAUUUUCCUCUACAGGAACGUCAAGUUUGCUGGACACAUUGUCACACACGCUGAUCACUGCUUUAGCCUCAACCGCACAUGUCAAGGAGUGGACUAGAAGAGCCCAAGAAAUUGAACUUUGCUUACGCAAAUUGAUAUCUUCUCAUCCUUUACUUGUUUUGAGGCAGUUGCCUCUUCUAGCCUCAUCGCUUGUUGGAAGAGUUCAUCUAGAGUCCUAUGUUUUUCGAUCCAGAGCUCAUCUACUCUUGAUGCAACAGGUUUUAUCAAUUCUAGAGCUGCUCCAACCAAAAAUUUAUCGCCCUGAGUACAGUCAAGACCUUCAUCUGAUUAUCCAUACAUAUUUAUUGAUGUUCCAGAAUCAUUCAGGAAUAAAGGAAGUUUACCAUAUGAUGACAAAAUUUGUUGCAUUUCUUCAGAAUUACAUUGGUCAUGAUGCAGAGCAUGCUUUGAAGUAUCUCCACUCUCGAGCAAAUUUACUCAGGGAACUUCAACUUACAUACUCAGCACUGAAUAGCGUUUGCGUUUUGAUGUCUGGUGUCACAAGUGAAGGUGAAGUCUUUGUAACUGCUGCUACUCCGGUUGAAGAGGCCCCGCCAGACCUGGAUGCAACUAUUAAAGCAUUGAAAGGGGAUGGUUCCUAUACGGCACUCAUUGAUUUAGAUCAUGCCACGUCGAAACGCUCAGCUGCUUUGGAACCGGCCCUGGAUACACUUUGUCAGCUCCUAUCUGACCCCAGCAACGGAGUCCGAUCUUUAGCCCAUUCUCUGACCAUUCGUUAUAUCAAAUGUAACCCAUCAGCUGCCAAAAUCGUUUUGCCCUACUUCAUUGCCUGUUUUGAUUCUGAUUCGCCAGAAAUCAUUGCAACUGCGUGUGAUAAGCUGCCUGAAAUGGCUGUUUGUGCUCAAGAAUAUGCAUUACCUCUUCUGAAGAAGGUAUUUUACCUAGGAAUGUAUUUGAAUAUUAAUACAAUGGCAAGUAUCACCAAAACAAUCUCCCUUCUGAACCUUCAAUCUGGUUAUUGAAUUCUGCCUUCGUAGUCCGUGUAAGUUACUAUUAAAUGAUCAAGUUCUGUGAUAUUUUUGUAAAUAGUUAUUUAAGUUUCUUAUUUUAAUGAUUUAAGCAUAAUUGAAAAUAAAGAAAAAUUACAAAUAUUAAAUUUA